Chlamydomonas reinhardtii is the source of this 2315-nucleotide messenger RNA. RefSeq lists its product as uncharacterized. Bases 155 to 1417 code for a protein of 420 amino acids. Gene Ontology annotation, molecular function: phosphoprotein phosphatase activity. Lineage: Eukaryota; Viridiplantae; Chlorophyta; Chlorophyceae; Chlamydomonadales; Chlamydomonadaceae. The record is from RefSeq and is a predicted model, not a curated record. The transcript has 8 exons.
CCAGGCGCUAAUUUACAAGAAAUAGUUUGAUGCUAAGCUGUAAUACUAGCAGCUGUGUUGUUACUUCCUGAGGAACUGCUGCGUCAGCGGGGCAGUGCGCAUUACUAUUCCGGCGCCUGAGCGACAUCAAACCUGGAGCGGUCUCGUGGUCCUGAUGCGCUUACUCCGCACUGCGCCUAGGCACGGUGCAGGCCGCUCUCGCCCCCAGCACCAGCGCUGCGCCUGCUGCCUUCCCGCCAGCCCCGCCGGCGCUGGGGCUUCGCCCCCGGCAGGCCUGUCCGUCGCCACCAUGGCCCAUCUAUCCUCCUCCUCCUCUUCGGCCUCUGCCUCGGCGGCGGCGGCCGACGGCUCCGCGGCGGCUGCGGUGCUGGCGCGGGUGCGCAAGGCGCUGCCCAACGGCCGCGACCUGAGUGAGGCCUUCCCAGCCAUACCGCCAGGCCGUGUGGUGCGCUGUGCCAACCCCGCCUCCACCAGCCCCGAGGACGCCGCGUUCCUGCUGCGGGAGCUGCGGGUGCGAGACCUGAUUGACCUGCGUGCGGGCGAGGAGAUACAGGAGGAUGACCCGGGGUCUGUGCUGAUGGCGGCCACGUCCAUGCGGCUGUACGCGCGGGGGUGGCUCACACCGGGGCAGCUGUUCGUGCGACCCGACCCAUUGGCGUCCGCAGCCACCUCGCCGCGGCCCGCCACCGCCGCCUCCACCUCCGCCUCAGCAGCCUCCACCUCCUCCACCUCGCCUCCAGCACCCUCCACCUCUCCACCAACCCCCUCCACCUCAGCCCCCUCCACAUCAGCCCCGUCUCCCCCUCCCGCCGCGGCGCCACUGCCCACCGCGACGCGGCACCACAUCUCCCUGCUCGACCGCGGGCGCUACUACCUGGCCCUGGCGGCGCGCAUCCCCGCCGCCACCACCGCCGCCGCGCUGCUCACCAACAUCGUCAGCAAGCCGGCGGCGCGGCGGCUGCUGCUGCCGUACGUGAACGGCGGCGGGCUGCCGCUGCUGUACGAGAUGUUGCUGGAGAGCUCGCGGCCGGAGAUGCGGCAGGUGAUGGAGGUGCUGCUGGCCGCCGCCGAGCGCCGCCACGCCGUGCUGUUCUUCUGCCGCGCCGGCAAGGACCGCACCGGUCUGGUGGCGGCGGCGGUGCUGGCGGUGGCGGGCGCCAGCGAGCAACAGAUCAUCGAGGACUACGCCAGGUCCGACGCCUUACACCGCGUGGCGCUGGCGGGGCUGGAGAGCCGCGAGGAGCUGGCGGGUCUGGACAUGGCGGCGUUCGAGAGGGCGCCGCCAGAGGUGAUGGCCGCCACGCUGGCCUACGUGCGGCGGCGGUACGGCUCCCUGGCCGGCUACCUGGACAGCGUGGGCUUUGGCCGCGACAAGCAGGAGCGGCUGCGGGCGGCGCUCACCGGCGCCGACUGGUGAUCUAGUGAAUGUAUUUUAUAAUGCAGGUGAUGUGGUGGAAGUUGCUGGGGGAGAGGUGAGGUGAGGUGGGAGUGAGGCGGAUGUGUACAAUUAUGCCGAACUCGAGCCCAGCAUGAAGUAACAAGCCUAGGUGUCGGCACGGGUGUUUUCGCAUUGGCUGGGCGAGUAUGCUGGCAGUAGCACUAGCGCUAGCAGCGGUGUGGGCCACUGCGGUGCAACUGCGGUUUUGGGUUGGGGGGUUGUAGAUACCAGCCCAAACUGAACCGAACCCAAUUCAAAGGAGCGAGGAGGAGAGGAGCGGGUUGCCUGCCUCAUUAAUUCCAAUGGCUGGGGGCGCUGGGGCGCGGGCCGUGCGGCGCGGCGCAGCGUGUUUGCCCGUGUGGCGGAGAAUGUGUGUGUGUGUGUGUGUGUGUGUGUGUGUGUGAAUGUGUGUGUGUGUGUGUGUGUGUGUGUCGCGUCGCGGGGCCGGCGGCGUCUAGUGCGGUCGAACCGGAGCGAGCGAGGUGGAUGGGCUGCCGGGUUGGGCCGAUGUGGGCGUACCACAGCGUGUGUGUGCACGACCAGCGCCAGGCCCGGCGUGCGCGCUUGGGUUGCGUUGGGCCACGGGGGUGGCAAUGUUGGCAGUGUCGGCAGGUACGGCGGCAGUCAGCGGACGUGGGCGGCCAGUUGUAGGUCGGCAUUUGCGGUGCCGCUGUGCCCGGCGUGGGUGUUGCGGGACCUUUCAGGCCGCCGGCCGCAUCAGGCAAAAGUGGGCGCUGCUUGUGGGAGGAAGGCUCCUGCUACACUGCUGCGCUAGGCGCGGUGCUGUUGCAAGACCUGUGAGGCCACAGACUUGCAUUGGUAAUUCUUGCAGGUGCGGGCUUUCGAUUGUGCGUAGUUGAUGUAACGGCCAUGAUGC